Messenger RNA from Cyphellophora attinorum, 942 nucleotides. RefSeq lists its product as uncharacterized. Gene Ontology annotation, biological process: protein transport; Golgi organization; intra-Golgi vesicle-mediated transport. The transcript has a single exon. Lineage: Eukaryota; Fungi; Ascomycota; Eurotiomycetes; Chaetothyriales; Cyphellophoraceae. Bases 1 to 942 code for a protein of 313 amino acids. The record is from RefSeq and is a predicted model, not a curated record. Gene Ontology annotation, cellular component: COG complex; membrane.
AUGGCGUCUUCCAACACCACCAAAACAUUCUACAUCUCCCCCGAAGAAUCAGCCACCACUUCCCGCAACUCCACCACCUCCUCAGAUUCAGAUGACCUAGACGAUCUCACGAGCCUUCCCUUCCCGCAGCCACUUCCCCGCCAAGCCUUCGUCAGUCCCGACUUCUCCCCUGCCACGUUUCUCAGCACCCUCACCUCCAACCGCUUCCAAACCCUCGAGGAUCUCCGCGCUGAACUCACCACGUUGUCACGUACCAUCGAGACAGAGCUCUUUGAGCUGGUCAAUGACAACUACACUGAUUUCCUGGACUUGGGGAAUGCGCUGAAGGGUGGGGAGGGGAGAGUGGAGGAGGUCAGGGUUGGGGUUCUAGGGUUUGAGAGGGAGUUACAGGGGCUGAGGAAGCGGGUGGAUGGCGAGAGGGGACGAGUGAGGGAGGUGCUUGCGGCUAAAAGGAAAGUUGGCCGUGAGAUCGCUGUUGGGAGAGGAUUGUUGGACGUGAACAGGGAAUUGGACGAACUUGAGGGGUGGCUGGGAUUGAAGCCUGGGAGUGGUGUGGGCGGUGCGGUAUUGCCGACACAAGAGCAACAGACGGCUGAGGUGAGAGACGAAGACGAUGAGGACGAAGAGGGUGGAGGCAAGGGUGUGGAGUGGAGUUCCGCGUGGGACGACGACAUCGAUGAUGAUCAUCUUGAGGACAGCGACGAUGAGGCAGAGGAAGGCGCCAUCCCUCCACGGCUGAAGCGCAAAACUGAAAAGUUCCUGGUGGUACGCGUGCUCUGCGAGAGGUUCGGAAGAGAGCACCCGUUCAUCGCAGCGCAACAAGAUCGGAUCAGGAAGAUCAAGGAGACAUUGUUGGUUGACAUGGAUGCAGCAAUCCGAGCAGAGACGAGCGUCAAGGGAAAGCAGGCAAUAUUGAGGUUGCGGAGCGAGGUACAAGAAUAG